AUGUUAGAAAAAGUGAUCAGAUCGGAAAUCAGAAUGGAAGCGUUUGUCGAUUCAUUUAAGGAGGCAACUAGCUCCAUGGUUAUACUAAUACAGACGAUUACAGCUGUUUGCUUUGCGCGGGAGCCUGAGUGUUCGAGGUUUCACUACGAGGAAAAGCUGUUAGAAAAGGUGAUCAGAUCAGAAAUCAGAAUGGAAUCGUUUACGGAAUUAUUAAAGAAGACAACUGACUAUGUGGAAGUAAACAUGCACACGAUUAAAGCACUAUCAAACACAGUGAAAGAGCUGCAGAAAGAAAUACAGUCCGUUGGCGUAAAGAGCAGUGGUUUAUACACGAGAUGGGGUCGGCGAUCAUGCCCUGAAAGUACGGAGCUAGUGUACGAAGGGUUCGCUGGUGGCGGACAUUUCAAUGAAAAAGGAGCGAGCAGUAACUACAUUUGCCUGCCAAAGGACCCCAUCUUUGAUAGCGAUAGACGAAAAGGGGGUUCGGCAAGCACGGUUUAUGGUGCUGAGUAUGAAACAAAUGGUGCAACGUUUCACACGAGUUUACAUGACGAAGACGUUCCAUGUGCCGUCUGCCGCGUUGUUGGAAGAAGCGUUGUCAUGAUCCCAGCGAGGAAUGCCUGUUAUAGCGGAUGGCAUACGGAGUACUCUGGUCAUUUGAUGUCUUCUCAUCAAGGCCAUGAAGCGAACAAGGAACUCGUUUGCAUGGACGGAAACCUUGAAAUGGCGGAUGGAAGUGAUGCUGGAGACCAGAAUGGUGCUUUGUUUUACUUUGUUCAAGCUGUCUGUGGCUCGUUAAAAUGUCCUCCCUAUAGCCCGAACAAGACGUUAACAUGUGUGGUGUGUUCUAAAUAG
Molecule: messenger RNA, 855 nt
Organism: Mya arenaria
Lineage: Eukaryota; Metazoa; Mollusca; Bivalvia; Myida; Myidae
Exons: 3
Coding region: 1-855 (284 amino acids)
Source: RefSeq, a predicted model, not a curated record